AUGGCGACCGACAACUCGGACCCAAUUCCUCCCCACAAGACGUUCGAUACCAUCCUGGUACUCGACUUCGGCUCCCAGUACACGCAUCUGAUUACGCGCCGCCUCCGCGAACUCAAUGUCUACUCUGAGAUGCUGCCAUGCACUACCAAGAUCGCUGAUCUGCCUUUCACCCCCAAGGGAGUUAUUCUCUCGGGUGGCCCGUACUCUGUCUACGAGGAAGGCGCACCACACGUCGACCACGCUGUUUUCGAUCUCGGCGUACCGAUCCUGGGAAUAUGCUACGGACUACAAGAGAUGGCGUGGCACUUUGGAAAGAACGCUGGCGUAGCUGCUGGCGAGAAGAGAGAAUACGGACACGCGAACCUGAAGGUUGAGAGUCACGGUGGACACAUGGACCAGCUGUUCAAGGACUUGGGCAACGAUCUCGAGGUCUGGAUGAGCCAUGGUGACAAGCUGAGCCACAUGCCUCAGGACUUCAUGACGGUUGCGACAACUACCAACGCGCCUUUCGCAGGUAUUGCGCACAGCACCAAGAAGUACUACGGCAUUCAGUUCCACCCUGAGGUUACACACACAAAGAAGGGUAAGGUUCUGUUGAAGAACUUCGCCAUCGACAUCUGCGAGGCCAACACCAACUGGACUAUGAGCAAGUUCGUCGAUCAGGAGAUCACACGUAUCAGGAAGUUGGUGGGCGACAAGGGACAGGUCAUUGGUGCCGUCAGUGGUGGCGUCGACUCGACUGUUGCUGCAAAGCUGAUGAAGGAGGCCAUUGGCGACCGCUUCCACGCCGUCAUGGUCGAUAACGGCGUCCUGCGACUCAACGAAGCCGUCCAAGUGAAGAAGACGCUCGACGAGGGCCUGGGCAUCAACCUGACCGUCAUCGACGCGUCCGACCUCUUCCUCGACCGCCUCAAGGGCGUAACUGACGACCCCGAGAAGAAGCGCAAGAUCAUCGGCAACACUUUUAUCGAGGUCUUCCAGAAGCAAGCCGAAAAGAUCAAAGCAGAAGCUCACGAAUCUGCCGACGCUGGUGAUAUUGAAUGGCUCCUUCAAGGUACUCUCUACCCCGACGUCAUCGAGUCGCUCUCCUUCAAGGGCCCUUCCCAAACCAUCAAGACACACCACAAUGUCGGUGGUCUACCAAAGGACAUGAAGCUCAAGGUCAUCGAGCCUCUACGUGAGCUUUUCAAGGAUGAGGUCCGUGAGCUGGGUAAGGAGCUCGGUAUCCCUGAAGACCUUGUCUGGCGCCACCCGUUCCCCGGUCCAGGUAUCGCAAUCCGCAUCCUGGGUGAGGUCACACGCGAGCAAGUCCGCAUUGCGCGGGAAGCCGAUAACAUCUUCAUCGAGGAGAUCAAGGCCGCGGGCCUGUACAAGAAGAUUAGUCAGGCGUUCGCUGCGCUUCUGCCUGUCAAGGCGGUUGGUGUCAUGGGUGACAAGCGAGUUCACGACCAGGUCAUCGCGUUGAGAGCUGUUGAGACAAGUGACUUCAUGACAGCGGACUGGUACCCCUUCGAUGGCGAGUUCCUCAAGAGGGUUAGCAGGAGGAUCGUGAACGAGGUGAACGGAGUUUGCCGCGUGGUAUACGACAUCACGAGCAAGCCUCCCGAUAGCUCCCAGACGAUACGCAGCCACGCCAAACUCCAAACUCCAAACUUGGAAACAACCAGGCCACUUGAUCCACGCUCUUCCCACGCGAAGAAAACCCCCUUCAAUGACGAUGCGAUGAAUCGUUCCUCAUCCUCUGGCUCACGCGCCCGCCAAUCCUCCCAACAGCCUACACCCCUCCGUCCCCAGUCCACGCGCCGUCCGUCCUCGCGCCCCAACCAGCCCUCACGCUCCACGUCUUUUGCACCUUCUCUCCGGCGGCGCACAACAGGCCAGUCCUUCCUGUCCCUCGACCCUGACCAUGAUGACCCUGAGGCUGCAGAAACUACACAUACUGAUGCGGCCAUCGUCGAAGAGAUAGCAGAGAUCAAACGGUAUGAGGACUUCACAACAAUAGACUGGGUUCAAGACGCUGCCCGCGAACAACUGCGACGGAAAGCGCGCCGGCGUGAAAGAGAUAGCAUCGGUGUGCGGAAAGAUGGCAGGACCGCGAAAGUGUUCCUAGGCCGAGGACAAGGGAAAUGGAGGCGGAAGAUCGCCGAAGCAUACGAUGCAGGCCAAGCGUGGAUUGUCGUUACGCUUGUUGGCGCUGCGAUAGGUCUCAACGCGGCCUUCCUCAAUAUCAUCACCGAAUGGCUGAGUGAUAUCAAACUGGGACAUUGCACUACGGCCUUUUACCUCAACGAGAGUUUCUGUUGCUGGGGUGCCGAAGGUGGUUGCCCUGAGUGGAAACGCUGGAGUGGAUUUUGGCCAGCGAAUUACGUUCUCUACAUCAUGUUCGCAGCUCUGUUCUCCUUUACCGCGGCAAGGCUGGUCAAGAGCUUCGCACCUUAUGCAGCUGGUUCGGGCAUCUCAGAGAUGAAGUGCAUAAUCGCGGGUUUCGUUAUGAAGGGCUUCCUAGGCUUCACCACGCUUUUCAUCAAGUCGAUUGGCCUGCCACUGGCUAUUGCGUCGGGGCUGUCUGUCGGCAAGGAAGGGCCUAGUGUGCAUUAUGCCGUAUGUACGGGUAAUGUGAUCAGUAGGUUCUUCGACAAGUACAGAAGGAACGCGGCCAAGACGAGAGAGAUCUUAUGUGCGAGCGCGGCAGCAGGUGUAGGUGUAGCAUUUGGAAGUCCAAUUGGAGGUGUGCUUUUCUCACUGGAGGAGAUGAGCAAUCAGUUUCCACUCAAGACGCUCUGGAGGAGUUAUUUCUGUGCGCUAGUUGCUACGGCAGUUCUGGCUGCUAUGAAUCCCUUCCGAACAGGCCAGCUCGUCAUGUUCAACGUCUCGUAUGACCGCUCCUGGCACUUUUUCGAAAUCCUCUUCUACAUCAUCAUCGGUGUCUUUGGCGGCCUCUAUGGUGCUUUCGUCAUCAAAUGGAAUCUCAAGAUGCAAGUCUUUCGCAAGAAGUAUCUCUCGGCGUACCCCAUUACAGAGGCUGUUACGCUAGCUGUCAUCACCGGUGUCAUCUGCUAUCCGAACAUGUUCUUAAGGAUCGAUAUGACAGAGAGUAUGGAGAUUCUGUUUCAGGAGUGUGAGGGCGACAAAGGCUAUGACCGUCUGUGUGAUGCGAACCAUCGCUGGCACAAUGUUGGAACCCUUGCCAUUGCGACGGUCCUACGCACACUGUUGGUCGUUAUAUCGUUCGGGUGUAAAGUACCUGCUGGUAUCUUCGUGCCCAGUAUGGCCAUUGGCGCCGCUUUUGGUCGUAUGGUCGGUAUCUGCGUUCAAGCUCUGCACGAAUCUUUCCCUGGCUCAGCUUUCUUCUCGGCCUGCGAUCCAGAUGGAGCUUGUAUCACACCAGGCACCUACGCCUUCCUCGGCGCAGCGGCGGCUCUCAGUGGCAUCAUGCACAUCACGGUUAGCGUUGUGGUCAUCAUGUUCGAGAUCACCGGCGCAUUGACAUACAUUCUCCCCACAAUGAUAGUCGUGGGCGUUACAAAAGCAGUUAGCGAACGUUUUGGUCAUGGCGGAAUCGCAGACCGCAUGAUCUACCUGAACGGCUAUCCGUUCCUCGACAGCAAAGAAGAACACACCUUUGGUGUUCCUGUGAGCCAAGUCAUGUCCAGCCGUGUGGUCUGCCUACCAGCCACAGGUAUGGAACUUCGUCAGAUGGAACGUCUAAUGAAUGAAAACGCCUACCAAGGCUACCCUAUCGUAGAGGACGUGAAGACGAAGACACUCGUCGGCUACGUUGGCCGAACAGAACUACGCUAUGCUAUUGAUCGCGCCAAAAUCGAACAGCAGGCUCCAGGUCACGCAAAAUGUUAUUUCACACCUUCUUCUCCUGCUAGCAACACCAGUUCCCGAGCUGCAAGCGGCACAGCAGCAUCAGCACCCAACACAACGUUUGACUCCAUACCCACAACCUCUUCUCAGACCUCAUUAGACUUCACCCGCUACAUCGAUCCAACACCACUCUCAGUGCAUCCCCGCCUACCCCUCGAGACCGUCAUGGAGCUGUUCAAGAAGAUGGGUCCACGGGUCGUUUUGAUCGAAUAUCGCGGCCGUCUAACUGGUCUCAUUACCAUCAAGGACUGUCUGAAGUACCAGUUCAAAGUUGAGGCUGGAGGUGGACACGGUGGUGGAACAGGGAAUGGCGAUGAGGGUAUGGAGAGAUUAGCGAGUUGGGGGAGGACAGUGGUAAACUGGGGCAGAAGGAGAAUCGGCUUGAAGGAAGUGGGUGAGGUUAGGUUGGCAAGUCCUACGGCUGCGACUGCUAGGGAUGCGAGAGAUGUUAGGAGAGAGAGUGGUCACGAUGACAGAGUUGAUGGGACAUUUGCUGUCGGAGACGGGGAUGACGAUGACAAUGAUAUUGGACGAAGUAGGGAUGUGGAGUUGGAAGAUAGAGGGAGAGAUAGAUAUCCCUCACCGCCCUCGAUAGACCCCCAGAUCAUCGUCGACCACCUGGAAAAGGUGCUUGACGUCAGCUUGGGAGCCUCGAAAGAGGAUCUAUUUGCACCCGGUAGUCUGCUGUCCAGCGCCAAGCUGCAGGACACGCUGCAGCGAUGCGCCCGCUUCGCCUCCGAGGGGCAGUCAGCGCUGUACGUUGUGAAAGACCGGGCAGAUGAACCCCGGGCGACCCAGCAUUUUACCUAUACCAUUUCGACCGAGAUUACGGCUUCUCCUACUUGUGCAGCAUUUGUUGUUAUUUCGAAGCGACCGAUACCCAUAGACCCCGCGAUACCCCUAAGCCAGCAGGUCCUUAUUCAGACGUUGCCCGGCUUUAUACUUUCUAAUAACGCUUCUUCGCCCGACGGCACUCCCUAUGAGUUUCUUCGUUCUCUCAUUCAGUCUGCGGUCGAGCCGUACUUUGACACCUACACCAAGAGCCAACGCGACCUGGCGGGAAAAUACAGCAAGGGCGACAACGAUGCUAGGACGGGAAUUUCGGCGACAAGGAAGAAGAUUGCGGAGCUGGCUGUCAGUUUGGGCAACCUCGAGCAGAAUGUGGAGAUCCCGGAGCUGCUACUGCCUCUCCACCCGCUUAUCCAGAGUGCGCUGGACGAUGCUAAUCAGCGUGGCGUGAAACCCUCUCCAGAACUCAUCCCUGCCGCAAUCGUACAAGACAGUAGCUUCCUUAACGGACUGCAGUCGACAGUCAAUGGUUGGAUCAAAUCGAUACAGACAAUCACCAAGACAUCUCGAGAUGUGUCUACUGGAACUGCAGCGCAAGAGAUCAACUUCUGGAUUUCCAUGGAGUCAAGGCUACAAGACAUUGAGACGCAAUUGGGUAGUCCCGGUGUUAGGCUCACUUUGGACGUGUUGAAGAACGCGAAGCGUUUCCAGGCUACCGUCAGCUUCAGCGCAGACACUGGGCUCAAGGAGAGCACGGAUCUGGUGCAGAAGUACAACCAGCUCAUGCGAGAAUUUCCUUUGGACCAGCUGUUGUCUUCAACCUCACUACAAGCGGUACAGGAGGCGAUUCAAUCCAUCUUCAGUCACAUGAACAAGAAGCUUCGUAUUUGCCCUUACCCUGUCCGCCGAGCGCUUCCUCUUGUUGAAGCUAUUUCCGGCGACCUCGAUAAACAGCUCCAUAACCUCCUACACGGCAAGACGCUCAUGCACAUGGAUUACCCCGAAUUUCAGGCCAUCAUGGCUGUUGCGGAGAGCAUCUGGCGUACAUGGGAGGAGAACGUCAAGGAGUUCACCAAUGUUGCUCGUGAAGUGACUAGGCGAAGGAACGAGAAGUUCAUCCCCAUCAAGAUUGCAGCUAGGCACAAAGAAACGGAAGAGCGCAUUCGCUACAUCACCACAUUCCGCAAGAACCACGAGCAGCUCCAGCGAACCAUCGUCAACGUCUUGGGCUCGCAAUCUUCCUUGUCCGAGAGUGCCCCAGCCAAGGAGGCGGUUAUCAUCGAAGAGAUUGGUGACGUGGAUGCUGUAAAGGAGGUCAAGGAAGCCUACGAUGUCCUCAAGGACGUCGAUGUGCUGGAUGUCUCACCUGAAGGCACGCGCCUUUUCGAACAAGCAGAGCAAAAGUACAACGAGCGUACUUCUCGUGUCGAGAACUCCAUCAUCGCUAGGCUUAGAGACCGUCUCGGUACUGCUAAGACCGCCAGCGAGAUGUUCCGCGUCUUUUCCAAGUUCAACCCGCUCUUCGUCCGACCGAAAAUUCGGGGUGCUAUUUCCGAAUACCAGACGCAGCUCAUUGAGAACGUCAAGCAGGAUAUCUUGGCGCUUCAUGAGCGCUUCAAGCGUCAGUACGGCAACUCUGAAGCCCACGCCAUGGCGCAGCUCCGUGACUUCCCCCCAGUUUCUGGCGCUGUUAUCUGGGCUCGACAGAUUGAAACACAAUUGGAGAGCUACAUGGGCAAGGUCGAAGACAUCCUGGGCAAGGACUGGGCGCUUCACGCUGAAGGACAGAAGCUCCAGGCUGAGAGCAGUAUGUUCAAGAAGAAGCUCGACACCCGACCGAUCUUCGAGUCCUGGCUUCAAGAGGUGGCUAGGAGGAAACUCCAGAUCUCCGGGCGUCUUUUCCUUGUCAGCAGGAACCGUGCCGCAGGAAACAUCUUGGAGCUGAACGUCAACUUUGAUGCACAAGUCAUUGCGCUGUUCAAGGAAGUUCGUAAUCUGACAUGGCGCGGCUACCAAGUGCCCCACGGCAUCAACAACAUCUCGAAGGAGGCCAAGCGUGUGUACCCUUACGCUGUUAGUCUCAUGGAAAGCGUUCGCACCUACACUCAGACCCUGCGCUCCAUCGCUGAGAUGGGAGGAGUUGCUCUCUUGCUUAACAACUAUGUUAAUGAGGUGCAAGCACUUGUCGGUAAAGGUGUUCCUCUAAAGUGGGAGUCUUUCGUGCAUGCUUACGAUCUCCACGUCCGACAAUCCGGCUUUCCCGUUGGAGGUGGAAGCGUUCGUAGUGAGAGCAAGCAUGUUCAAUUUGUCCGUGACUUUGCGGCUACGACAUCGCUACUUCAGCUCAAGGUCGCAACACUCGUCAACAUCAACGCUGCGGUCGAGAAAUCGUUGAAGGAUUUGGAGACUUGCCCAUACACCAAGGAGGCUUUCCAACAAAACCUAGAGACCAUCCAGAAGUCCAUUGACCAGCUUAACCUUGAGAGCUACGCCAACCUUGCUUCUUGGGUAUCUGACAUGAACUCGCGCAUUGAGUCCAUUCUGUUGGUCCGUCUUAGCCGAGCUAUCGCUUUGUGGAUCGAGGUCUUCAAUAAUAUCGACGAAGAAGACGGAAAUCGACGUCCAGUCAGUGAAGCCGUCUCGAUAGAGGUACCCGAGGUGAAGCCAACUCUUGCACGGUUAACUCUUGAGAUUACUAUGCGAAACCAAGUCAUCUACCUCAGCCCGCCAGUGGAAUUCGCGCGAGCAAGCUGGCUUGAGCAGCUUCAGCAAUGGCUCGCCAUCAUCUGCACCCUUCAGAAGAUCAAGGCUUCACGAUACGAGAUCCGACUUGAAGCAACUAAUGACACCUCGGUCAGCCAAUUCUCCGACCUGCCAAGCCGAUGCACCGAUUCGCUGAUCGAAGUCUAUGGCGCCGUUGAGGGCAAGCUCCGUGACAUCUCAUCGUAUGUUGACGAGUGGCUUCAGUUCCAGUCCCUGUGGGACCUGCAGUCUGAGCACGUCUAUGAUAUCCUUGGUGAGGAUCUCUCCCGAUGGCUACAACUUCUCCAGGAGAUUCGUAAGACUCGUGCUACAUUCGACAACUCCGAUAUCAGUCGUCAGUUCGGAUAUGUCACCGUCGAUUAUGACCAAGUGCAGGUCAAGGUCAACGCCAAGUACGACCAAUGGCAGCAGGAAAUCCUUACCAAGUUCGCUAGUAGACUGGGCCAGCGCAUGAACGACGUGUAUGUGCAGAUCGAGAAGGCACGCAAAGAUCUCGAGAUGCAGACCCUGGAGGCUUCGUCCACUGCUCAGGCUGUAUCGUUCAUUACCACAGUCCAACAAUGCAAGAGGAAGGUCCUUGAGUGGGAACCAGAGAUUUCCACAUUCCGCCAGGGUCAAGCGACUUUGGCGCGCCAGCGUUACCAGUUUCCCUCUGACUGGCUGCAGAUGGAACAAAUCGACCAUGAAUGGCAGACGUUGAACGAGGUCUUGGAGAGGAAGACCAAGAUCGCGAACGAUCAAGCAGACGCUCUGCGCGCUAAGAUUGCUGCCGAAGACAAGGUCGUCAACCAGAAGAUCAUGGACAUUACCGGAGAGUGGGCGGAAGACAAACCUGUCGCAGGCAACCUGGCGCCAGCUGAUGCCUCUGCCAUCCUUGCUAAGUUUGAUCAGAAGCUCAACCAGCUGCAGAGCGAGUCCAGCAACAUCUCCAAAGCCAAAGAAGCUCUUGGGUUGCCACCGUCUCCGGAGAACGCACUGGAGACCCUGCUGGAGGAAGUGCAAGACUUUAAGUCCGUCUGGUCCGCGCUCGGCACGAUUUGGGCCAGCAUCGACGACCUCCGUGAGGUAUUGUGGACCAGUAUCCAGCCCCGCAAGCUGCGACAGAAUCUUGACAACCUACUCAAGAUGACCAAGGACAUGCCUAGUCGGAUGCGACAGUACCAGGCUUUCGAGUAUGUUCAAACUACACUGAAGCAACUUCUCAAAGAGAAUGCCAUCCUUGCAGAGUUGCGCUCUGAUGCCGUCAAAGAGCGCCAUUGGGUUAGAAUUUUCAAGAACCUGAGACCACACAAGCGUUACUCCGCAAUAUCCAUGACCCUCGGUGAUGUUUGGGAUCUCAAGCUUGGUCCCAGCGAGAAGAUCAUCCGAGAUGUCAUUACUCAGGCAGCUGGCGAGAUGGCACUGGAAGAAUUUCUCAAGCAGGUUCGCGAGACCUGGCAGAAUUAUGCUCUGGAGCUUGUCAACUACCAGAACAAGUGCCGUCUCAUCAGGGGAUGGGACGACCUCUUUGCCAAGUGCAGCGAGAACCUCAACUCACUACAGGCUAUGCGCCACUCGCCUUACUACAAGGAGUUCGAGGAAGAAGCAUCGUCUUGGGAGGACAAGCUCAACCGUGUACACGUUCUGUUCGACGUAUGGAUUGAUGUGCAACGCCAAUGGGUUUACCUGGAGGGUGUAUUCACUGGUAACGCUGACAUUAAGCACCUUUUGCCAAUGGAGUCGGCUCGUUUCCAGAACAUCAACUCUGAAUUCUUGUCAGUUAUGAAGAAGGUCUCGCGACAGCCUUUCGUGCUCGAAGUUCUCAACAUCUCUGGUGUGCAGAAGUCAUUAGAGCGCCUCGCUGAGCUCUUGAACAAAAUUCAGAAGGCUCUCGGAGAGUACCUGGAGCGCGAGCGUGUGUCAUUCCCUCGAUUCUACUUCGUCGGUGACGAAGACCUGCUGGAAAUCAUUGGUAACAGUAACGACGUUCUCCGUAUUGCUAAACACCUGCGGAAGAUGUUCGCUGGUAUUUCUGGACUUAUCACGGACGAGGAUGGCGUGAUUCAAGGGUUCACGUCCAAGGAAGGGGAAGAGGUCACGCUUCGCAAAGAAAUUUCGCUUGUCAAGACACCUAGGAUCAACGAGUGGCUUGGUGCACUAGAAGCUAACAUGAAGUCUACGCUGGCUGAGUUGACCUUCGAAGCUUACGAAGAGUUCGCUCAGCUCAUCGAACCGGACAUGAUGGAUGCCCAAGCUUUCACUGAUUACAUCGCCAAGUACCCUACCCAAGUGGUAGUCCUUGGAACGCAAAUUGCGUGGACUCAUGCUGUGGAGAAGUCUCUUGCUGAGGAGGGAACGACCUUGCCUCAGUUGUAUGAAAAACAAGUCAACGUCUUGAAGCUGCUCGCUACGGCUGUUCUGGGUGAUCUUGAACCCAUCCAGCGCCGUAAAUGCGAGGAUCUUAUCACCGAGUUCGUCCACCAGCGAGAUGUCAUCCACAAGCUUGAGAAGGUUGGCGCUCGCUCACCCACCCACCACAUGUGGCUACUGUGCAUGCGAUAUGUAUAUGAGCCCGGCAAUGAUCUACUACAGCGACUGAGGAUCAAGAUGGCAAAUGCAGUCCUCGACUACGGCUUUGAGUACUUGGGUGUUGCGGACCGCCUCGUACGCACACCUCUUACCGACCGCUGUUUCCUGACCCUCACACAGGCGCUCUGCCAACGACUUGGUGGCUCACCAUACGGUCCCGCUGGUACUGGAAAGACCGAGUCUGUCAAAGCUCUCGGUGUACAACUUGGACGAUUUACCCUGGUUUUCUGCUGUGACGACACAUUCGAUUUCCAGGCCAUGGGUCGUAUCUUCCUUGGUAUCUGUCAGGUCGGAGCUUGGGGUUGUUUCGACGAGUUCAAUCGUUUGGAGGAGCGUAUCCUUUCAGCUGUGUCGCAGCAGAUCCAGAACAUCCAGCUGGGUCUCAAGAAGGGUGCUGAGGAUGAGAAGUCCCAGAUCGAACUCAUUGGUCGUCAAUUGAAAGUCAACGGCAAUACUGGUGUCUUCAUUACCAUGAACCCUGGUUACGCGGGUCGAUCGAAUUUGCCUGACAAUCUCAAGAAGCUCUUCCGAAGUGUCGCCAUGUCCAAGCCCGACAAGGAACUUAUUGCAGAAGUUAUGCUCUACUCCCAAGGUUUUUCUCAGGCCAAGGAAUUAUCGAAACAGGUCGUACCAUUCUUCGACAGGUGCUCAGGGGGUCUUUCCAAGCAAGCUCAUUACGACUUUGGUCUUCGUGCACUGAAGAGUGUACUUGUUAGCUCUGGUGGCUUGAAGCGAGCCCGUAUCGCCGCUCAGCAAGACUCUCAGACCCUAGACGAAGCGAGCAUGGAGCCUCAAAUCAUCAUCCAGAGUUUGCGCGAGACCAUGGCACCAAAGCUCAUUCGCUCUGAUGUUGAGCUCAUGAUGGCCAUCCAAGAAGAGUCAUUCCCUGGUGUUGAAUACAUUCCUGCGCCCCUUGAUCAAUUAACUGAGGCUAUCCACAAGUGCGCCGCUGAGUCAAAGCUCGUGGUUAGUGAUUCUUGGAUGACCAAGAUCAUUCAACUCUACCAGAUUCAGAAAUUGCACCACGGUGUCAUGAUGGUCGGUUCUUCUGGAUCCGGAAAGUCCGCUGCCUGGAGGACGCUUCUUUCCGCUCUUCAAGCCGUAGAGGGUGUAGAAGGCGUCUGUCACGUCAUCGACCCCAAGGUCAUGUCAAAGGAGCAGCUUUAUGGAACUCUUGACAGCACUACUCGCGAAUGGACCGACGGUCUCUUCACGAGUAUACUGCGCAAGAUUGUCGACAACCUCCGUGGUGAGGACACUAAGCGCCAUUGGAUCGUAUUUGACGGAGAUGUUGACCCCGAGUGGGUCGAGAACUUGAACUCCGUGCUUGACGACAACAAGCUUCUCACCUUGCCAAACGGAGAGCGUCUCAAUUUGCCCUCUAACGUUCGCAUCAUGUUCGAAGUUGAGACCCUCAAGUACGCCACUCUUGCUACUGUCUCCCGUUGUGGUAUGGUCUGGUUCAGCGACGACACUGUGGAGGUCGAUAUGAUGAUCAAGAACUACAUUGAGCACCUCAAGACUACACCGUUUGAGGAUAUUGAAGACGAUUCGGUUGCUCCAGGUCAGAUGUCUCAGAAGACAAUGACCACCCAGGGUCUAAUCGCCGACUUCCUGCACAUCAAGCUCACCCAGGAUCGGUUCAUCGAGAAAGCCCUCAGCAUGGCUAGGAAGUUCAAGCACAUCAUGGAGUACACCGACAUUCGUGCGCUCAACACGCUGUUCUCUCUGCUCAACAAGGCUUGUCGCAAUGUCCUAGAGUACAACGUGCAGCACCCGGACUUCUCUCUUGAGGACGAUAAGAUGGAGACUUAUCUAGCGAAAAAGAUGCUUAUCGCUUUGGUGUGGGCUUUAGUUGGUGAUUGCCCUCUGAUGGAGCGCAAGCAAUUUGGAGACCUGAUCGCUGGCCUCACCGACGUCGAGCUUCCCACCCUCAACGAAUCUACUUCACUCAUCGAUUACGAUGUCAAGCCUGACAAGCCAGAAUGGGAUACUUGGCAGAGUCAGGUACCGAAUGUUGAGGUCAACACCCAUUCCGUCACUCAGACUGAUGUGGUUAUUCCGACGCUGGACACGGUCCGUCACGAGGAUGUUCUCUACUCUUGGCUCGCGGAGCACAAGCCACUAUUGCUUUGCGGUCCUCCAGGUUCCGGAAAGACCAUGACACUGUUCAGCGCACUCCGAAAGCUGCCCAACAUGCAGGUUGUAGGUCUCAACUUCUCUAGUGCAACUACACCGGAUCUUCUCAUCAAGACAUUCGAGCAAUACUGCGAGUACAAGAAGACUCUCAAUGGUGUUCAGCUUACGCCUACUCAAGUUGGCCGUUGGUUAGUAAUCUUCUGUGACGAGAUCAACUUGCCUGCACCCGACAAGUACGGCACUCAGCGAGCGAUCUCCUUCUUGCGACAGCUGGUUGAGCACAACGGUUUCUGGAGGACGUCUGACAAGACUUGGGUUACUCUGGAUCGCAUACAAUUCGUUGGCGCUUGUAACCCUCCCACAGAUGCUGGUCGUACGCCAAUGGGACUCAGGUUCUUGCGUCAUGCUCCACUUAUCAUGGUCGACUACCCCGGACAGCAAUCGCUUCUGCAGAUUUACGGUACCUUCAAUACUGCCGUGCUCAAGAUCAUCCCGACUUUACGAGGAUAUGCGGACGCUCUUACCAGGGCCAUGGUACAGCUCUACGCAGAGUCUCAAAAGCGCUUUACGCCAGACAUUCAACCACACUAUGUUUACUCUCCCCGUGAGCUUACUCGAUGGGUACGUGGUAUCUAUGAGGCUCUACGACCACUUGAGAGCUUGCCAAUUGAGGGUCUUGUCCGUAUCUGGGCGCACGAAGCACUACGCUUAUUCCAGGAUCGACUCAUCGCAGAAGAAGAGAGACAAUGGACCGAAGAAUGCGUCCACCGUAUUGCGGCUGAACACUUCCCUACUAUCGACGAGGAGAAAGCUCUUGGUGGCCCCAUUCUCUUCUCCAACUGGCUAUCCAAGAAUUACGUGCCGGUUGAGCGCGAGCAACUUCGAGAGUUCGUCAAGGCUCGUCUCCGAACCUUCUGCGAGGAAGAGGUGGACGUACCGCUCAUUCUGUUCAACGACGUGCUCGAGCAUGUACUCCGCAUCGAUCGUGUCUUCCGUCAACCACAAGGUCAUCUUAUCCUUAUCGGUGUCAGCGGCUCCGGAAAGACGACACUGUCGCGCUUCGUCGCCUGGAUGAACGGUCUGAGCGUCUACCAGAUCAAGGUCCACGGAAAGUACUCUGGCGAAGACUUCGACGAAGACUUGCGUACUGUUCUUCGACGAUGCGGUUGCAAGGGCGAAAAGAUCUGCUUUAUCAUGGACGAAGCCAAUGUUCUUGACUCCGGUUUCCUCGAACGCAUGAACACUCUCUUGGCAAACGCGGAGGUCCCUGGUCUGUUUGAGGGUGAUGAGUAUGCUUCUUUGCUUACUGCUAUCAAGGAGGGUGCGCAGCGACAAGGUAUCAUUCUCGACUCACAGGAAGAGUUGUACAAGUGGUUCACGGAGCAGAUUGUCAAGAACCUCCACGUGGUGUUCACUAUGAACCCUCCCGAGGAAGGCCUGUCAUCAAAGGCAGCUACCAGUCCCGCUCUUUUCAACCGUUGCGUGCUCAACUGGUUCGGAGACUGGUCUGAUCAGGCUCUGUACCAAGUCAGCUCCGAGCUUACACAGUCUGUCGAUCUCGACCGCGCAAACUACGUUGCGCCAGAUAGCAUUCCAGUCGCCUAUCGUGGACUUACCCUCCCACCAUCUCAUCGCGAGAGCGUGGUCAACGCCAUGGUCGCAGUACACCACUCAUUACGCAGCAAGAACGCGAAGUUGCAGAAGACACAAAACAGGAAGAUGUACCUCACGCCGCGUCACUUCCUGGACUUUGUUGCACAGUAUGUCAAGCUCUACAACGAGAAGCGCGAGGACCUUGAGGAACAGCAGCGCCAUCUCAACGUUGGUCUGGAGAAGCUUCGUGAGACAUUCGACAAGGUCAAGGAACUGCGAGCAAGCCUUGCCGAGAAACAAACACAGCUUACUAAGAAGGAUGCUGAAGCAAAUGAGAAGCUGCAGCGCAUGAUUGCAGAUCAGAACGAGGCGGAACAGAAGAAGGCUGGGUCGAUCAAGAUGCAAGCGCAACUUGCCAAGGACAAAGAAGAGAUUCAGAAGCGACAAGAGGUGGUAGAGCAUGACUUGGCAGCUGCCGAGCCGGCUGUUUUGGAGGCACAGAAGAGUGUGCAAAACAUCAAGCGACAACAUCUGACUGAAGUUAGAUCUAUGCAGAACCCUCCCGCUGGUGUCAAGCUUGCGCUGGAAGCUGUCUGCACGAUCCUUGGACAUAAGCCUGACAGUUGGAAGACCAUUGUUUCCAUUGUUAGGCGUGACGACUUCAUCGCCAGUAUCGUGCAGUUCGACAACGAGAGGCAGAUGACGGCAGCCCACCGUAGGAAGAUGCAGAAGGAAUACCUCUCUCAAGAGGACUUUACUUUCGAGAAGGUCAACCGCGCUUCCAAAGCCUGUGGUCCUCUCGUACAGUGGGUGUCUGCUCAAGUCACCUACUCAGAUAUUCUCGACCGAGUCGGACCCCUACGUGCUGAAGUCGAUCAGCUUCAAGUGGAGCUACAGAAGACUGAAGAGGGUGCGAAGGAGACCCAGCUUCUCAUCCAGAACCUCGAGGAGAGUAUCGGCCGGUACAAGACCGAAUACGCCGCUCUGAUCAGCGAGACCCAGGCCAUUAAGACGGAGAUGUCGACCGUUCAAUUUAAGGUUGAUCGCAGUGUACGCCUCCUCGACAGCUUGUCUUCCGAACGUGUUCGAUGGGAAGAGAGCAGCAAGUCAUUCGACUCUCAGAUCGAUACUAUCGUCGGCGACGUCUUAGUUGCGGCUGCAUUCAUCGCCUAUGCCGGUUACUACGAUCAGCAGUACAGGAAAGCUCUCACGGAAGAUUGGUAUGAUCAUCUCAAGCACUCUGGAAUCAGCUUCAAGCCAACAAACCCAUUCACGGAGUACCUAUCGACUGCUGAUGACCGCCUAAAUUGGCAACACAAUGGUUUACCAGUGGAUGACCUGUGUACGGAGAACGCUAUCAUUCUCGAGAGGUUCAACCGUUACCCGUUGAUCAUCGAUCCUUCUGGCAGGACCACAGAGUUCUUGCAGAACGAAUGCAAGGACCGCCGUCUCACAGUGACCAGUUUCCUGGAUGACUCGUUCACGAAGCAGCUCGAGAGCUCUUUGCGUUUCGGUAACCCGAUCUUGAUCCAGGAUGCCGAACAUCUGGACCCUAUCCUCAACCACGUCCUCAACAAGGAGUACCAGAAGACUGGAGGUCGUGUGCUUAUUCAACUUGGCAAGCAGGAGAUUGACUUUUCGCCGUCUUUCCGUUUGUACCUCUCGACACGCGAUCCGUCGGCCAAUUUCGCUCCCGAUAUCUGCAGUCGUACCACAUUUGUCAACUUCACAGUCACGCAGAGCAGUUUGCAAACACAGACACUUAAUGAAGUCCUCAAAUCAGAGCGCCCCGAUGUCGAUGAGCGCCGAUCUAACCUCAUCAAGAUGCAAGGAGAGUUUGCGGUCCAUCUUCGUCAGCUCGAGAAGCGAUUGCUCCAAGCCCUCAACGAGUCGCGCGGCAACAUUCUGGAUGACGACCGCGUCAUCGAAACGCUCGAGACGCUCAAGAAGGAGGCCAAGGACAUUUCGGACAAGGUUUCCGAGACCACUGGGGUCAUGACCGAGGUGGAGAACAUUACCAAGGAGUACACUGUGGUAGCUCGUUCUUGCGCAGCUAUCUUUGCCGUGCUGGAGCAACUGCAUCACCUCAAUCACUUCUACCAGUUCUCACUCCAAUACUUUACUCAGAUCUUCGAGACUGUGCUACGCAAGGUUCGUAACGGUUCUAUCACUGGCCAUGCUGCUCGCAUCGAGCAGAUUGUCACCGAGCUCUUCGUGGAUGCAUACCGUCGCACAUCGCUUUCCUUGCUACAGAAGGACCGUGUCACAUUUGCUAUGCUUCUCGUGCAAGCAGCGCCCUACAAGAUGGACAAGACACACAUCGACCAAAUUCUCGACCCUGACCUCAAGGGUAUUGACGUAUCAACCGAGACCGAACGCAAGCAAGAGGCCAUGGAGCGUGCGAGCAAGAUUCCAAUGUUCAAGGAGGAGUUGGAGAAGAUUGAAGAUAGCGCUUGGGAUGCUUUCCUCAACGAAGAGAUGGGGGAACGACACGUACCGCAGGCUUGGCCAGAAGAUCUGGCCAAAUUCGACAAGCUCCUGCGAGCUCUUGUCCUGGUCAAGCUAUUCCGUGUGGACCGCUUCGUGCCCGCUGUUGAGCGUUUCGUUACUGAAGUGUUUGGCAAGGGAAUCUUAGAUGCAAGUGGUGAUCUGGGCGAUAUCGUCAAGCAAGUCAACGCAGUGACACCGGUGGCGCUCAGCUCCAGCCCUGGGUUCGACGCAAGUUACAAGGUCGACAACCUUGUAGAGAGGGAACAAGUCAUUUGCUCCAACAUUGCCAUGGGUUCCAACGAAGGUGCCGCGUCAGCCGACAAAGCUAUCGCCAACGCCGCCACCACAGGAAACUGGGUUCUUGUCAAGAACGUCCAUCUUGCUCCUCAGUGGUUGCAAUCACUCGAGAAGCGCCUCGAAGCCCUCAAGCCCAACCCUGACUUCCGCCUCUUCCUGUCCAUGGAGUCCAGUCCAAAGAUCCCAGUCAACCUUCUUCGCGCCUCUCGUGUUCUUUCUUACGAGCAGCCUGCUGGAGUUCGCGCCAACAUGAAGGACUCGCUAUCUUCUUUGGCCGAGAAGGCUAACAAGCAACCUGUGGAGAAGGCGCGUGUCUACCUUCUCUUAUCCUUCCUCCAUGCGGUCAUUCAAGAGCGUCUCCGGUACGCACCGACACUGGGAUGGAAGGGUUUCUGGGAGUUCAAUGACAGUGACUACGAAUGCUGCAGUUUCAUCAUCGAUACCUGGAUUGACACUAUCGCGCAAGGUCGAUCCAACAUCGCCCCCACCAAGAUCCCAUGGGAGAUGCUCCGCAUCCUCAUCACCGAGAUGUACGGUGGCAAGAUCGACGACGCAGAAGACUGGCGUAUACUCGCUUCUCUCGUCGACGCUUGCAUGACGCCCGCUGCAUUCGAAGACAACUUCAAGAUUGUUAAGGAUACUGAGCAUAGCGAGGGCCUUGAACUACCCAGCACGACCAGCUGGAAGGAAUUCAUGGGCUGGGUCAACGACCUCCCUGAGCGUGAGCCACCUACUUAUCUGGGUCUGCCGGCGAAUGCGGAGAAGUUGUUGUUGGUGGGCCAGGCGAAUAACAUGGUUGGUGGUUUGAAGAGGGUUUUGGAUAUGUUGGAUGAGGGAGAGCAGGUCAUGGCUGAGGCUGAGACUGAGAUAGAGGUUUAG
Messenger RNA from Alternaria burnsii, 17391 nucleotides. Its product is annotated as dynein heavy chain. Gene Ontology annotation, molecular function: dynein intermediate chain binding; dynein light intermediate chain binding; voltage-gated chloride channel activity. Lineage: Eukaryota; Fungi; Ascomycota; Dothideomycetes; Pleosporales; Pleosporaceae. Gene Ontology annotation, biological process: chloride transport; microtubule-based movement; GMP biosynthetic process. Bases 1 to 17391 code for a protein of 5796 amino acids. The record is from RefSeq and is a predicted model, not a curated record. The transcript has 6 exons. Gene Ontology annotation, cellular component: dynein complex; membrane.